Molecule: messenger RNA, 11245 nt
Organism: Talpa occidentalis (Iberian mole)
Lineage: Eukaryota; Metazoa; Chordata; Mammalia; Eulipotyphla; Talpidae
Gene: BRWD1
Product: bromodomain and WD repeat domain containing 1
Exons: 38
Coding region: 1335-7883 (2182 amino acids)
Biological process (GO): cytoskeleton organization; regulation of cell shape; regulation of transcription by RNA polymerase II
Cellular component (GO): nucleus
Molecular function (GO): protein binding
Source: RefSeq, a predicted model, not a curated record
CUCAACCGCUGCGCCACCAGGGAGGUCCCCGAUCCUAACAUUUCUUAAAGAAUAGUUUGGAUUGUUUUGAGUUUUGUGAACUUAUUUUAAAGAUGUAACUGAAAUGGAGUAGAUUUUAUUUCUUGUAUGUUCUAGAGUAUGACACAGAUCUCUUGAUGAAAUAACUUAGUGUGAUUAUGAGGUAUUUUACAUAUGGUUGAAAUUGUUAACUGAGUAUUUUACGGUUCCAUGGCUUGUGUAGGUUUGCUUAAAAUUCCUGCAUUUCUUAGUGUGCUUGCCUCUUCUGUUUUAAUACAUCUUAUGAAACAAUACUUCUUUAAAAAUGAAGUGUGGCUUUUGGGAACUGUUUCUCUCUUCAUUAAGUUCCACAUAGGAUCCAGAGUUUGAGUUUGCUUAGGUUUUAUUUUGAUCAUAUUCUUAUCAGUUACUUUGCUUUGGUGCUAAACUCUAUCUCAAAGCCAUCCCCCCUGCCCUUCCCCCCCCCCACAUGUCAGCUGGUUCAAGCCCCUGAGAAUUUUGCAUUUUGUACUUUAUUCCUUUUGGAUGCUCUGAUGUUAGGUCUAGAAAACAACAGAAGUACCAAUUAAGAGUAAUCAGAAUUCUUUAAGAUUUUUCUUACAAAUCAUUUGAAAUGUGGAAAAAUUUUCAGUCUAGGAAUAGAGCGCAUUAUUUUGCUAUGGAAGAAAGGCAAUAUUAAUAGAUUACAUAGAAGUGCUAAUGAGGAUAUCCCGAUUUUGUAUUGAAGUCGUGGUUAAUAGCAUUUUCCAGGUAAACCUCACUUUGGUGGGCUAGUUCGAUGACUUUGCUUCAGCUAUUUAGAUGGGUGGGUGUGGUAUGAUUUGUGUGAUGGUAAGGUGUGUGAAAGUGUACUGUGGAGUGAUUCUUUGCUUAGAAGCUGUGGCUUAAGUAAUGAUGUCUUAGAAGUCUGUGGAUGGAAUUUAUGCAGUGAUUUAAAUGGUGUCUUUUUUUUUUUAAGAUUUAUUUAUUUAUACAAGAACUGGGGUACAGGCCAGAGGCAUGGCCAGAGGCAUGGGAAGAUGAGAGAAUUCACCAGAGACGGAAUGGGGAACAGAACAGGCAGACAGACCGGAAACACUGCUGAAGGGAGCAGCGGGGAGACAGGCGAGGUCUGCGGUGCCAUGUGGGCCUCUCCCUGGCCGGCUGGGAAUCGAACUUGUGCUGCAGAGGCUGCGGACAGCUUCACAGCGCUGCACUCCACCCGCUGCGCCACCAGGGGAGGACCAUGAUGGGCCUUUCACCUUCAACUUUAGGUCUUGUCCAAUAAGCAUGUGGCUCCUGAUCACCUGUUGCAAAUCUGUCAGCGCAUCGGCCCCAUGCUGGACAAAGAAAUCCCACCCAGCAUUUCAAGAGUCACAUCUUUACUUGGUGCAGGAAGACAGUCUUUGCUACGUACAGCAAAAGACUGCAGGCACACAGUUUGGAAGGGCUCUGCCUUUGCUGCUCUUCACAGAGGAAGACCUCCUGAAAUGCCCGUGAAUUAUGGUUCCCCACCAAAUCUUGUGGAGAUACAUCGAGGAAAACAACUCACAGGGUGUUCCACUUUUAGCACAGCAUUUCCAGGAACUAUGUAUCAGCACAUAAAAAUGCACAGAAGGAUUCUGGGACAUCUGUCUGCUGUUUACUGUGUAGCAUUUGAUAGGACAGGACAUAGAAUAUUUACAGGUUCAGAUGAUUGUUUGGUGAAGAUUUGGUCAACACAUAAUGGCCGCCUGCUCUCCACGCUGAGAGGUCAUUCUGCAGAAAUUUCAGACAUGGCAGUAAACUAUGAGAAUACAAUGAUUGCUGCAGGGAGCUGUGAUAAGAUAAUUCGAGUGUGGUGCUUGAGAACUUGUGCCCCAGUUGCUGUGCUCCAAGGCCACACAGGGUCCAUUACAUCUCUGCAGUUUAGCCCUAUGGCCAAAGGCCCCCAGAGAUACAUGGUCUCCACCGGUGCUGAUGGGACCGUUUGUUUCUGGCAGUGGGAUCUGGACUCCCUGAAAUUCAGCCCACGUCCCCUGAAGUUCACUGAGAAGCCCAGACCAGGUGUCCAGAUGCUCUGUUCUUCUUUCAGUGUUGGUGGUAUGUUUUUAGCCACAGGUAGUACUGAUCAUGUAAUCAGAAUGUAUUUUUUGGGUUUUGAAGCACCUGAAAAAAUUGCAGAACUUGAAAGCCACACUGAUAAAGUCGAUAGUAUUCAAUUCUGUAACAAUGGUGAUCGGUUCUUAAGUGGUAGCAGAGAUGGAACAGCACGGAUUUGGAGAUUUGAGCAAUUAGAGUGGAGAAGCAUUUUAUUGGAUAUGGCCACCAGGCUCUCCGGGGACUUAUCUUCGGAAGAGGAAAGGUUUAUGAAACCCAAAGUAACAAUGAUAGCUUGGAAUCAGAACGAUAGCAUUGUCGUCACCGCGGUGAAUGAUCAUGUCCUCAAAGUGUGGAAUUCUUACACUGGACAGCUGCUUCAUAACUUACUGGGACAUGCUGAUGAAGUGUUUGUUUUGGAGACACAUCCCUUUGAUUCCAGAAUUAUGUUAUCUGCAGGACAUGAUGGCAGCAUAUUUAUAUGGGAUAUUACAAAAGGCACCAAGAUGAAACAUUAUUUUAAUAUGAUCGAAGGGCAAGGACACGGAGCUGUGUUUGACUGUAAAUUUUCACCAGAUGGACAGCACUUCGCCUGUACAGAUUCUCAUGGGCACCUUCUCAUAUUUGGUUUUGGAUGCAGCAAGCCAUAUGAAAAGAUUCCUGAUCAGAUGUUCUUCCAUACUGAUUAUCGACCACUGAUUAGAGAUUCUAAUAAUUAUGUUUUGGAUGAGCAAACUCAGCAGGCUCCUCACCUUAUGCCUCCACCAUUUUUGGUAGAUGUAGAUGGAAAUCCUCAUCCAACUAAGUAUCAGAGAUUAGUACCAGGCCGAGAAAAUUCUGCAGAUGAACAUUUGGUUCCGCAGCUUGGCUAUGUGGCAACAAGUGAUGGAGAGGUAAUUGAACAGAUUAUAAGCCUACAAACCAAUGACAAUGGUGAGCGGAGCCCAGAGUCCAGUGUUCUUGAUGGAAUGAUAAGACAGUUGCAGCAACAGCAAGAUCAGAGAUUGGGAGCAGGUCAGGAUACUCUUCCAGGCGGACUUCCGAAUGGGGAGGAGACACCCAGAAGAGGUUUUAGAAGACUAAGCCUGGAUAUCCAGUCCCCUCCAAACAUCGGUCUGCGGCGCAGUGGGCAAGUGGAAGGCGUGCGGCAGAUGCAUCAGAACGCCCCCCGCAGUCAGAUGGCCACGGAGCGAGACCUGCAGGCCUGGAGGCGAAGAGUGGUUGUACCAGAGGUACCACUAGGCAUAUUUAGGAAGUUGGAAGACUUCAGAAUAGAGAAAGGUGACGAAGAAAGAAAUCUCUAUGUAAUUGGAAGAAAAAGGAAGAAUCUCCAGAUCUCACAAAAGGCUGACUCGGCGGAUCUGAUGUCACAGUCCAGGCAGAGGACCUGCAGGCGCAAAUGCCCCAGUUACCGUCGAAGGAGUCUGGGACGGCCUGAGUUAUCGUCUGGAAAUGAGUCUUCAAGUUCUGUAAGACAUGAGACCUCCUGUGAUCAGAGUGAAGGCUCUUGUUCUUCCGAAGAAGAAGAAGAGUGGAAAAGUGACAGAAGAAGCGAAAGUGACAGCGAAAGUUCAAGUGACUCCUCGUCUAGAUACUCUGAUUGGAUGGCUGAUGCAGGUAUCAAUUUGCAGCCACCUCUGCGAACCUCAUCUCGCCGACGAAUUACUCGGUUUUGUAGUAGCUCAGAGGACGAAAUGUCUGCCGACAAUUUAUCUCCUCCAAAAAGAAGACGAAAGCGAAAGAAAGAGAAUAAGCCUAAAAGAGAGAACUUGAGGAGAAUGACUCCUGCAGAGCUCGCAAAUCUGGAGCAGUUAUAUGAAUUCCACCCUCCAGUUUGGAUAACAGAUACCACACUUCGAAAGUCUCCUUUUGUCCCUCAAAUGGGUGAUGAGGUAAUAUAUUUUCGACAGGGUCAUGAAGCUUAUAUUGAGGCUGUCAGAAGAAAUAACAUUUAUGAACUGAACCCUAACAAGGAGCCCUGGAGAAAAAUGGAUCUUCGGGAUCAAGAACUAGUCAAAAUAGUUGGAAUCCGGUACGAGGUUGGGCCUCCUACUCUCUGCUGCCUCAAACUGGCCUUUAUAGACCCUGCUACUGGAAAACUCAUGGACACGUCUUUCUCAAUUAGGUACCAUGAUAUGCCGGAUGUUAUUGACUUUCUGGUUCUGCGUCAGUUUUACGAUGAAGCGAGACAGAGGAACUGGCAAUCCUGUGACAGGUUCCGCUCCAUCAUUGAUGACGCUUGGUGGUUUGGAACGGUGCUAAGUCAAGAGCCGUAUCAGCCUCAAUACCCUGAUAGUCACUUUCAGUGUUACAUCGUCAGAUGGGACAAUACUGAAAUUGAGAAACUUAGCCCAUGGGACAUGGAACCAAUUCCUGAUAAUGUUGAUCCUCCUGAAGAAUUGGGAGCUAGUAUUUCUGUUACUUCAGAUGAGCUAGAGAAACUGCUCUACAAGCCGGAAGAUGGUGAAUGGGGGCAGAAAUCGAGAGAUGAAGAAUGUGAACGAAUUAUUAGUGGUAUAGAUCAGCUUUUGAAUCUUGAUAUAGCAGCAGCUUUUGCAGGUCCUGUUGAUCUCUGUACCUACCCAAAGUACUGCACUGUGGUGGCGUACCCGACCGACCUGUUUACCAUCCGAAUGAGACUCGUUAAUCGCUUCUACAGGCGGCUGUCUGCAUUAGUUUGGGAAGUCAGAUACAUCGAACACAAUGCCAGGACGUUCAAUGAGCCUCAGAGUGUAAUUGCAAGAUCUGCUAAGAAGAUAACUGACCAGCUGUUAAGAUUCAUCAGGAAUCAAGAAUGUACAAAUAUCUCAGAACUUUCUAAUACUUCUGAAAAUGAUGAGCAAAAUGCCGAGGACUUGGAUGAUAGUGAUCUUCCUAAAACAUCUUCUGGAAGAAGGAGAAUCCAUGAUUGGAGUACAAGGAACAUCAAAGCUACCAGCUAUGUUGAAAACAACUGGAAGAAACAGUGUAAGGAACUAGUGAACUUAAUUUUUCAGUGUGAAGAUUCUGAACCAUUUAGACAACCUGUUGAUUUGGUUGAAUAUCCGGACUACCGAGAUAUCAUAGAUACCCCGAUGGAUUUUGGAACAGUCAGGGAGACCUUAGAAGCAGGAAAUUAUGAUAGCCCUCUGGAGUUCUGCAAAGACAUUCGCUUGAUAUUCAGCAACGCGAAGGCAUACACACCAAACAAAAGAUCAAAGAUUUAUAGUAUGACCUUGAGAUUGUCUGCCUUAUUUGAAGAAAAAAUGAAGAAAAUCUCCUCUGAUUUUAAAAUUGGUCAAAAAUUUAGUGAAAAACUUCGAAGAAGCCAGAGGUUCAAGAGACGGCAGAAGUGUACCCGUGCCAGCCAGGCUAACACGAGCAGAAAUAACAAGCAGAGGCGGUUAAAAUCUCAGACAAAAGUAAUUCCGGAGUUGAUCAGCUCUCCUACCCAGUCUACCUCCAGCCGGGCAGCUGAUUCUGCAAGCCACAGGUCGAGUGCAAGCGCGUCUUCAGGGGUUACUUCUGACUCUUCGGAUUCAGUAGGAUCAUCAGAGAGGAGGAGGGGAAACAGGCCCGUCCCACUGACAAAUGGUUCCACGUUAUCUGAAAGUGAAAUGGAAGACACCUUGGGCACUUCGUCGUCAUCUUCAGCUUCAAAUAGCUCUGAGGAAAGCAGAGCAAGCUCAAGAGCUCGUGACGCUUUCUUGCGUGGGGGCCCAGCCAGGAGCAGCAGCCUCCGGGUACCCAGAACCAGAGCCGCCCAGAGGAAAACUGGUCCAGUUUCUUUGGAAAAUGGAUGUGGCCGAAAAGCCACGCGGAAGAGGGUCUAUCUAAGUGAUUCUGAUAACAAUUCGGGGGAGGCUGGCGAGGGCCUGAUGGCCAGAGCUGGGGGCAGCCGGAAGGUGCUGCGCAGGUGUGCGGCGGUGGCUGCCAACAAGAUCAAGCUCAUGAGCGACGCCGAGGAGAACUCCAGCUCUGCCAGCGCCUGCUCCGGCCGAAGGGUGCCGCACCGCAAUGCUUCUGCUGUCGCUAGGAAGAAGCUGUUACACAAUUCGGAGGAUGACCAGAGCUUAAAGUCAGAAAUUGAAGAUGAGGAGCCCAAAGAUCAGAGUCGACAAACCCCAGGUUCCAAGUCCCGUCCUGCCCAGCAUACGGCCGAUGGAUCUGAAAACGGGGAUUCUGAGUCAGAAAGUGAUUUGCGGGUGGCCCGGAAAAACUGGCACACUAAUGGCUACAGGUCCCAGGCCCCAGCCGCUUCUAAAACCAAAUUUCUCAAAAUAGAGUCUUCUGAGGAGGACUCCCUCGGUCAUGGUUCAGACAGUGGACAUGACGCUGCUGCUGGCCCGUCGACCUCUGGGCAGAGACUCAAGGCAGAAAGUGUUUCUGAGGAAGAGGAGGCAGAUUCUGAACCAGGAAAAUGUGCCAGAAGGAAACAGAAUACGGGUCGCAAGAGUGCGGCUUUCCUUAAAAAAGCAACCAUUUUCAGUGAUUCGGAGGGCUUGGAAUCUGAGGAGCGGGACGGAGGCGGUGACGGGCACCAGGCAGCGGGAGCGAGCCACAGCGCAGGGCGUGGGCAGCGUGGGCCUCCGGCUGCGUCCCAGCGUCUCUCAGAUCACGUAUUUGAGACGGAUUUGGAUUCUGAUGACAAAACUAAAAGAAAACAGAGUCGAUUUACGAAAGAUUCUGCAUCGCAAGACCCUGGACAAAACAGGAAAGUCUCCAGGAAGAGGGUCUGCUCCAGUGGCUCCGACAGCAAUUCCCAGGUGGUUAAGAAUAAGGCCCAGAGCUGCCCCUCAAGGACACCCCGAAGGCGGGUAGCUCCCACUGCCAGCGAGGCCAAGCUCCUGGGUGAUGUGGAGGGCGUCAGUGUAUACAGUGUCUAUACUAGGAGCAGAAAUGGGAGGAAGAAGCCCCCCCCUUCUGCAUGUGUCACAACUAAGAAGAUGGGGAGUGAUUCCGAGGGAGAUGGACAGGGUGCAGGGCCCGGUGGGCAACAGGCCCGCGCCGGGGAGCCACCUGGAGCCGCCCCAGGAAGCAGCACCGGAGGUGCUGAGGAGGCCGGCGAUGCGGGCUCCGACUCUGGAGGCGCAGUGGAUCCAGAACACGGAAAUGGGGAUAUGCAUCGCCACAAAGCAAACAUUGCACCUUCUAAAACAAAGAGUUCCCUGGCGGGGUCUUCAGAGGAAGCUUCAAAAAGCCAUAUUCCAGGGGCAGAGAUGGGUAGAAAACCUUCUGAAUCAACUUUGGCACAAAAAGCUACUGCAGAGAAUGACUUUGAGGAGGAGCUGAACUACGGGCUGCGCAGGUGGAACGGCAGGAGACUCAGGACCUACGGGAAGGUGCCCUUCAGCAAGACGGGGGUGCUUGAGGAGGUAGCGGGCUCAGAGCCGGGGAGGAAGAGACUUCCCCCGGGGCCUGGCAGCGCAAGGAGCUCCGAGACGGCGGGGGGUGCAGAGUGUGGCCAUGACACUGGGCCACGGUCCGACUCAGAUCUGGGGUCUGACACUGAAUCCGACGUGGACUGUCCUGAGGACACAAAACCCAAAAAGAGGAAAACGAAAGGAAAAGCAAAAGCAGUCAGCAGAGGGAAACCUGGCCCGCCUAACGCGCCCAGGAGCGUGAGACAGCAGCGGCAGAGCAAACGUCCCCGGCUGGACGCCGACGAUGACGACUGGGAGGACUCGGACUGCGCCAAGCCCCGCCGGGCCCUGCGGCGGUCCAGGAUCAGAACCAGAAACCAGGGGCGGAGGACCGUGAGGUACCACGAUGGGGACGACGACAGGGGCUUAGAAAACGCAAUAGAUUUUGAUGAUUGCACCUUAUGACCUUGAGGGAAAACCAGUUCAUUUGAAGAGGAAAUGGACUGGGCUUGAUGGUGAAAGCUGGUGGUUGAAAUUAUUUUUUGUCCUACAAUUCAGGGAAUAUAUUUAUAUUUUUCUAUGAAAAGUUAUGAAUGUGACUAAAUCAUGACUGUUAUUUUUAUUUGCACGUGCUUGCCUUUGUAGCAGCGUCCAGCACAGGUGCCAAAAUAUGCUUCAUUUUGGGGGCAGAUCUGCUUUGACAGUAUUUGACUACACGCCGCGAGUUCGGAGUUUGUUAAACACUAGACACCCCGGUUCCCAGCACCGACGAGCAUUACUCUCACGAGCGCAUGUCGUGCGGUUCCUUUCUGAAUUCCUUGCUCGGUGGCUGUCUGCUCCUGUCCUGUUGUAGGUGACAGUUUCACAGGACCUAUGUUUACAGAUUCUUCGAGGACGUCGUGUGCGCAGGACAGCGCGUCCCGGGAGGCGUGGCCGCCAGGGCUCCCCUCCCCGGCCCCACGGCCCAGUGCGUUCUCCCAGAUUCAGUCGUUUUCUUUCCAAAUGCUGUUGGCUCUUCUUUCUCUCUAUUUUCAAGGAAAAUAACAUCACUUUUAUUUUAUAAACUUGAAUUUAUAAAGUGCUGGUAAAAUAUUUUUUUUAAUGUUUUGACUUUAUGUUUUAAAUCUUUAAGGCCAGACCUUAGUCCUAGCAUUUUCUUUUGAAUUGUGCACUAACAAAAUACGAUUUGUCUUUCCAAGAUGAUCUGGUUUCCAUGUAAGAGAUUCAACCAAAUCUUGGUCUUCCAUAGUCUUACUCUGUGAAAUAGAGGAGUUUGUGUGCCUUAGAUAUAGGAAACGUGUGUUCUUUACUAGAGUGGACAGGGCUAUAAGAGUAUUUAAAUUAUAUGUAGUUUCCCCCUAUUUCUGUGGAAAUUGUUGAGUUUUGUUAAGAGUGCAAUUGCAGUCUCAUCUACUUAGGAAAGUAGUUGCGUGUUCCUCUCAUGUCUUUGUUUAGCUACUGCUGCCAUGUGCAAUCCCUUGCAUCCUUUGCUGGGGCAACUAAGUGUAUUUUUACUAGUGACCUCUAACCUAAAUGUAAGCGCCUGUCACGUUCAGUGGGAAAGUAAUUUUGGAAUCCAUUUAGAAUGAAACUUCAUCACAUCAAGUACCAUAGUAUACUUAUUUUCGAGCCAAAUAUUUUUACUUGAUGAUAGGUUCUGCGACUCCACACAGCGUUGGGGCCAUUCCUUGCUAGCUCAUUCGUGCCUGAGGGUGGACUUGUGCAGAUGGUUUACACAUUUUCAGCUCAGGGGUACGUUGCAGUACUCCACCUUUAUUUAUUGGCCCUCACUGUGUUUGGUUUCAGACAAAUCACCCCUUUUCUCCUGUGUAUCCUUAAGGUGGCAGAUACGGAAAAGCAUCAGACUCUGAUAUCAGUGUUAGAGAAUGUUCUUAAGUGUUCUUACGUGUUAGUUAUCUCUUCCGUUGCCAUGGUAAGGGAGGUGCGUCCUUGUUCUACUCUGAUGUGAGGGGCGGGUGCUUCGGACAUCACCUGCUGAGACAGUGGGCACGUGCCCUCCUUGGGGGGUUAGAGCACGCUCACCACUUCAGAAUGUGCUGCGCUUCUCCCCAAAGCGCGUGUCAGUGGACAGACUGAUUCAGGAUAAUCACCUUGACUGUUGGCUUGAAAAAAAGAAUAGAAUGCUCUUUACUUCCCUAAUUUUAAAAAAUGGUGGUAGAUGUCAUAUCCAUUAAUUUAUUUAAAUUCUUCUUAAGCUUCUGUUUUUUAUCUAUUCUCAGGGUUAUAACUCCAUGUUUACCAUCGUCUGCAAAAAGGUACCAAAAAAAUCCAUAAAUAAAUGUGGACUACAUUCAUACGUAAAUUCUUUUGCUCAAGUGAUGCUUUGACCAUGUAGGCUUCAUCAGUAGACCGUUCUUACCUUUGGGAUUGAUGUAACUGGUCAUUGACUGGGCUGGCCAACCAAUUGCUAAUUAUUCAUUUUAUUCAAAAUGGUUAUACACUUGUGUAUAGGAGAGGACUUUGGGUUCAUCUGAAAAAAUAAGAAUGGCCUGGUGACUUUGGAAGCAUGGCGAACAGUGGUAGCUUCGUAUAUUAUGAAGUGAAGAAAUGAAGGGUAAUAGGAUCAUUUUUAUGGGUUUUUUUUGGUCAUGGUGCUAUUUACUAAAGUUAACUUUGACUGUGUGACAUACACUCCUAAGUACCUUUAAGGAACAUUAAUAAAUAAUUACUAGUUCAGGAUGUUUACAUUGAGCACUAGAACAUGUCUGACUUUUUUCUACUUUAUUCAAGAUGUGCAGGGAUUUAAUGCACAGAUGUACUUUAAUGUUUGGGAUCAGUUUGUAUUUUUAUUGUAAAAAAGACAGGAUUUUACAAAUUGAAUGUGAGCUGAUCCAGAAGUAAAUGCUGUAACUUUGCAUUGACUGAGGUAACGGGUGGUGGCGGGUACCAGAGACUGCUGUUGUGGGCUGUGUCCAGGGCUCUGUGAUGUGGCCAUUUAUGGCCACACAAAGGCUUUGAAGUAUUUAGAUUUGAUUGUUGAUUCUGUUGACUUUACCAAGAGCAGAUUUCAAACAUUUUAAAUUAUAGGUGAGCGUUUUCUUUUCAUAUCAUUACUUAAAAAGAAUAUACUGACAAUGUGUAGUCACUUUUGAAUAAAAGGAAAAAAGUUUAUCCCAUUUUCAGAUAAUGCCUAGGUUGGUCAUUCUCCCUUUUUUAUUUUAGGGGAAGUGUCUAAUUAAAUCCUUUCUCAAUUUAGUGUCUUUGUGAAAGAAGGAUAAAGCAGUUACAGCUUCUAAGGUAACACACAUAAGUCUCUUUCUGUGUAGUUGAGAGUUGUACCAAAAAAGGAAACUGGUUUUACAAAUAGAAGUGCAAAUGGAAAAAGGAGACAUAAAACCAAUAAAAUAUUGUCUGGAGGGUUCAAACCCUGACAAUGCGUCAGUCCUUUGGGUGCCUUGGGCAGUGCUUAUUGAGGAACCCGGUGUGGUGGAUGCCUGUCCCUCGUUAGCCUUUUUGUUUAGAAUAAUCAGAACAGAAAAUUAACUUCACUGUAUGGUAUUAAAAUUAAAUCAAAAUGGUUUUUAUCUCUUCUGUCAUUACAAAUUGAGUUUGUGCCACCUGAAAUUUUUUUUAGAGGUUUAUAUAUCAGUAGAAUGCACGAUAACGUUAUUCAAAGUAUGGAUGGUAUUUUUGAUUUUCCAAAAAUCUAUUUUACUGAUUUUUUUGAACUAGCUCUUGAAUGGCUGGACGUCCUUUUGCCUUGCCUUAUUGUAAGACCAGCGCCAUUUGUUUCGUCAGCGCUCAGUCAGCGUGCUGACCUCACCGGGGUCUGGGCGGUGUCUCCAGACGGGCUCAUGUUGCGGGGC